UAUAUAUAUAUAUAUAUUACCCUUGAUCCCUUAAUAUAUUAGAUUGUUUCUUUAGCCAAUUUCUUGAUUCUUGUUUUGCUUUGAUUAUAUGAUUUAUGUCCAUCUCUCUUUUUUUUAAAAAAAAAUUAAGAAAUUAUAAUUUCUGAGGAGUGUCUAAAAAAAAAAAUCAUCAAUAUGGAAUCAUUCUCUGUCUCAGGGAACCUUAACUUAAACAAGAAAGGAUUUUCAUUUACUGUUCAAGUAUUUCACAAAAAUCCUGAGAUGGAAGGCAAAUCUGAAGCUGCUGUUGAAGUAGCUGAAAGAAUUAAAAAGGAGGAAAUGCAUGUCAAAGUCAAGAGCAAGGAUAAAGAGCCAAAAGAUGAGAAGGAAGAGAAAAAUGAGGUUGAACUUGAAUUGAAGACCAAAUCAGUAGAGAAGGAAAAGCCAAAGCAGAAAGAGGACAAGGAGGAGAAAGAUAAGAAGAAUAAGAAGGGUGAUGAUGAAGAUGACAAGAAGAAGGAGAAAGACAAGGAAAAGAAAAAGAAGAAGAAGAAAGAAAAGGAUGGUGAGGAUAGUUUAGGUGAAGAGUCAGAGGUAGAUAAUGAAGCUGGAGAGUCUAAGAAAAAAGAAGAGAAAGAAGAUAAGGAAGACAAGGGAAAAGAAGAGAAGAAAAAGAAGAAGGAAGAACAUGUAGAGGAGGCCAAGGAGAAAGAUGAGAAAAAGAAGAAAGAUAAGAAAGGGAAGAAGGACAAGGAUAAAGAUUUAGAAGAGGAGGAAAAAGAGACAAGGGAAAUCAAAGAUAAAAGUUUGGGUAUUAAGGAAGAGCAAGAUAAGAAGCAUGUAAAGGAGGGCAAGCAGAAGGAUGAAGAGAAGAAAAAAGACAAGAAAGAAAAGAAAGAUAAAGAGAAAGAGAAAGAAAAAGAAAAUAAGGUCAAAGAUGAAGAGAAGAAGGUAGGUGAGGGAUUUGUGGAAGAAACAGAGAAAAAGAAAGACAAGGAAAAAGAAGAUGAUGAAGGGGAAGAGAAGAAGAAAAAGAAAGAGAAGAAGAAGAAAGAGAAAAAACACAAGGAUGAAACAGAGGAGGGAGAAGAAGAGGAAGGUGAACAGAAAGAAGAGAAGAAGAAUAAGAAAAAGAAAGAAAAGAAGGACAAGGAAGAGAAAAAGGGUAAGAAACACAAGGAUGAAGUUAUUGAGUCAAAGAGCGAGGCUGAAGUUGUCAAAAGGGCGAUUCAAAUAGAAUCAGAAGUGAGAGAAGAGGAGGAAGAGGAGAAUGAUAAGGCAAAGGACGGUAAAGAGGAAGAGAAAGAUAAAGAAAAGAAAGAGAAUGGUGAUAAGAAAAGAAAAAAGGGUGAUAAGUGUAAAAGCAAGGACCUUGACAGUCUGAAAAAGAAGUUACAGAAGAUUGAUGGAAAAAUUGAAGCUCUCCUUGAGAAAAAAGCUGACAUUUUGAGGCAGAUAAAAGAAGCUGAGAAUGUGAGUUCUGUUUCUUGAUAAGGACAAAGACGCGCAGAUAGCUGAUGCCAAAUAGCCCCUUGGGCAUAAUGCUAUACAGUUCAUUUCUCUUCACCCAUUGUAAUAUAGUGUUUUUAUGGAUAUGCAGUUUUAUGGGAGAACGAUUACUUUUGCUGUUGUAAUAAUAAGUUUUUUCAGAUGUAUGGUGUGUGAAUAAAAUCGUGAUGGAUAAAGCUACUGUAAUAUUGGCUUUUUAUUUCCAGUCCUAUAUAUGUACUGCCAGUCAUUUCAGAGAGUA
Messenger RNA from Hevea brasiliensis (rubber tree), 1729 nucleotides. RefSeq lists its product as uncharacterized. The coding region runs from base 175 to 1470 and encodes 431 amino acids. The transcript has 2 exons. The record is from RefSeq and is a predicted model, not a curated record. Lineage: Eukaryota; Viridiplantae; Streptophyta; Magnoliopsida; Malpighiales; Euphorbiaceae.